Drosophila bipectinata is the source of this 2036-nucleotide messenger RNA. It is a transcript of the gene crq, whose product is annotated as croquemort. Gene Ontology annotation, cellular component: cytoplasm; membrane. Gene Ontology annotation, molecular function: scavenger receptor activity. Lineage: Eukaryota; Metazoa; Arthropoda; Insecta; Diptera; Drosophilidae. The record is from RefSeq and is a predicted model, not a curated record.
CUAAUCGCAGUAACUUUGCAAAAUAAGUGUCAAGGCCAAGAUAUCCAGUGCAACGCAUUUCCAGUGCAUUUGUGUGCGAAAUAAAAAGAUGCCCAGCAGCGUUUAGGAGAAGCGCCAUUGAAUCCCUGAUACCCAUUCGAUAUCCAUUAUCCAUCCACCAUGUGCUGCCGGUGUUGUGGGGCAACUCAACGCAAGGUCUGGGUCUUUGGCCUGGGCUCGCUUUUUAUGGUACUCGGCAUUCUCACAGUGGUCUUCUGGCCAGAUCUGGCGGAUCAUUUGGUCGAGGAGGGCCUCACCCUGAAACCAGGAACUGAUGCCUACGACAGCUGGCUGGAGGCUCCCAUUCCCAUUUAUCUGAGCUUCUACAUGUUUAAUUGGACGAAUCCCGAAGAGAUUCGCAAUCCCAAUGUCAAACCCAAUUUUGUGGAGAUGGGCCCGUACACAUUUCUGGAGAAGCACAAGAAGGAAAACUACACCUUCUAUGAUAAUGCCACAGUGGCCUACUAUGAGAGACGCACGUGGUUCUUCGAUCCGGAGCGAUCCAAUGGCACAUUAGAUGACAUGGUGACGGCCGCCCAUGCCAUUACCGCCACCGUGGCAGAUGAGAUGCGACACCAGCGGAAAAUUGUUAAGAAGAUCAUCAACUUUAUGCUGAACACCGAGGGAGGUGAGCUCUAUGUUACUAAGCCUGUGGGAGAGUGGAUCUUCACAGGCUACCAGGACGAUCUUACGGACUUCCUGAAUCUGUUCAACACCUCCGCGAUUGAUAUUCCCUAUACGCGUUUCGGCUGGCUGGCGGAUCGGAAUGAAUCGUUGACCUACGACGGUCUGUUCACCAUCCACACGGGCACCGAUGACAUCUCCAACUUGGGCCGACUGACCCACUGGAAUGGCAAGCCGGAAACUGGAUUCUACGAUAUGCCCUGCGGCGUCGUCAACGGCACCACUGGCGACGUCUUCCCACCCAAGAUGAACGUCAACGAAGAGAUCACCAUCUUUGCCACCGAUGCCUGCCGGUUCAUGAACCUGAAACCCCAGGGAACGUUUGAAAAUCAUGGACUGACAGCCACCAAGUGGGUGGGUACAGACGAGACCCUGGACUCGGGUGAGAACUUCCCCAACCAGAAGUGCUUCUGUGAUCCAGAGAGGUUCGGCGACGAGUGUCCCAAAACCGGAGUGGUGGAGUGCAAGGCGUGUCGUGAUAAGGCGCCCAUUUACUCCUCAUUCCCGCACUUCUAUUUGGCGGAUCAGACGUACAUCGAUGCAGUGGAGGGCAUGAAACCGGAGAAGGAGAAACAUGAAUUCUUCCUCGCCGUGGAGCCAUUUACGGGUGUGCCUGUUCAGGUGCAUGGUCGCAUCCAGAUAAACAUGAUGAUUGAGCCAGAUGAUGAUUAUGACAUCUAUCGCGGCGUGCCAAAGGUAUUGAUGCCCAUGUUUUGGUUCGAUCAGUAUGCGGAGCUCUCCUCCGAACUGGCCUCCAAAGCCAAGUUGGCCAUCAACCUGUCCAGCUAUGGAGUCAUCUUUGGCUACUCCAUGGUGGGCUUUGCCAGUAUUUUCAUCAUCACCGGCGUUGUACUGACGCUAACCAAGAAGUGGGUGUGUGAGCCCCAGGAGGAUGAACAAAUGAUAAACACCAUCGACUAGGUGGAUCAUUGUUAUGAGUAGUACUUUUUUUUUAAGUAAGCAUAGCCAAAGUGCCAGGACACGAGUUAACCUUCCUAGUUCAAUCGGAUAGUCGUCGCGUUAUAUAAUAUGUAUUUGCGUCUUGUGAUAGCCAAACAAAAAAAAAACCCCCUAAUCUUAAUCCCACAAAACGAAAGAAACUAUUGAUAGUCUAAUGUACGUGCAAUACUAACCGGAAUCCACUUACCAUAUAACCAUAUUUCCUACGAGAUUAUAAUUAUAUACAUUUUUGUGUACUUUUCAAUUUUCAUUUUAUUUUUCAAAGAUAAUUUUUACACAACUCAAGGACUUUUUACUUAUCGUAUACGAUUUGCUUUUUUCUUUUUUAAUAUAAAUGCAUUAAUUCAAUGUUA